This is a messenger RNA of Trichobilharzia regenti, 7096 nucleotides long. The record is from the annotation of a GenBank genome assembly. NCBI's taxonomy places the organism in Eukaryota, Metazoa, Platyhelminthes, Trematoda, Strigeidida, Schistosomatidae.
UAAUGUAACAACGUCUUAUUCUCCGUCAAUAUGAUUGAAUAAGAUCACCGUGCGCACGCACAACACACCUAAAAAGACAGAUACACAUACGCUGAAUAUAUAUAUAUAUAUAUAUGCAUGUAUAUACCAGAACUUUUCAUAUCACUAUGCUGGGUUCCACAAUCUAUCCCUUUCGCAAGAUGAUAUUACCAUCAUUAUUAUUAUUCCUGUUAUACACAUUAUCAAUACAUGUACAAUGUAGCACAGAAACCACUGAAUCCUAUUCUACAACACCUUCUACAGAUGCCAUCAAGACAACGUCAGUCAUUGAGGUAGAUGACAUUGCAUCAACUACACCUACAACCACAACUACAACUACCACAGAGAAUUCUGAAAAUGUAGCCACUCUACUACCAAAAAUUCAUAACACUCCAGUGAAUGUCACAUAUGUUAUCCUACCGAGUGAAUUAUACUUAGGUCAAAGAAAUUUGAUUACUGUACGAAGUCGUCAACCAAAAACUAAACUCAUGAUUUCAAUGAAUGUAACAGGAUUGUCAGAAACAAUUAAAGAUUCACGCGUUUACAAGUUACAUCGAUUGAAUAUAUCUCAAAGGUGGUAUGGUUUGGAUAUCCCGUAUGAAAUCCCAUUCAUUUUUGAUCAUGAAGAAUCGAUUUGGGUUAAAAUGAUAUUUAAUUUUACGCAUUGUUAUAAGAAUGAUGAAAGUGAACGGGCUGAUGAUAUCGAUGAUAAUGACAAUGGCGCCGAUGACAAAGGCGACAAGGACAACGGCGAUGAUGACGAUGAUGAUGAUGAUGAUGAUGGCGAUGAUGUUGACCGGUGUGCCAAAUACAAAGUUACUCAAGUCGUAGAGUCUGUCCAACUGAAGCAAUUACCAAUUAUUAUCAUUGGUGAAACUGAUAAGCCAUUGUAUAGACCCGGUGAGUCUGUUAAUUUUCGAUAUCUAGCGUUAAAUGUGAAUAGCUUAUCCCCAAAAUCAAUUACUGCUCCAUUACCUAAGAAAAAGCUUAUAGUCAAGAAAAAAUCCCAGUUUCAAUUAAAAGAUAUUAAUCGUUAUGAUUUAUCUAAAUUAGAAAAUAUCAUUUAUAAAGAAAUCUAUAUCACUGAUCCUAUGGAUAAUCGUGUUAAACAAUGGUUAAAUAUAUCGCCGAAAAAAGCUUUAAAUUUAACUUACCCGCUACUAAAUAAAGCUGUUGAAGGUAAAUGGAAAAUACACGGUGUAAUUGGACGUCAUGUAAAAAAAGAAACACUCGAGUUCACCGUGAAGCAAUAUACCCUUCCAAAGUUCACUGUGUCAUUAGAAACUCCAAAAAUUUUUAAUCUUCACUCUGAGUAUGUUCAAUAUUCAAUCUGCGCAAAGUAUACAAAUGGACCAGCAUUAAAAGGUCAUGUAAAAUCAAUACUUUGUGCUUGUUCUGAAUAUGCCUGGGAUAAUGAAUAUUAUACGGGAAAUGAUGAAAAAACCGUUGAAUCACUUGUAAUAACGCGUAAAUGUCCAUCGAAUGGUUAUGAAGUAAAACUUCGACCAUGUAUAAUACAUAAUCAAGCCUUACAGGCAGAUGGUUGCGCAAAUUUCAAUGUCUCCACUAAAGAAUUCGCUUUGCCUACAGAUAAAUAUUCAAAAUGGAAUCAAAUAAGUAUUUUGUGCGCUCAUGUUGAAGAAGACAGUACUGGUUCUAAGCUAUACAAUUGUUUAAAAGGUGAUGAAAUCAAAAGUGAUCAAGCAAAUUUGAAGUUGGAAUUCCCGAGUGUAUAUAAAUCAAAACUGCCAAUCACUGGGAGGGUGAAAUUAUCAAACUAUGCCAAGAAUAUAAACUAUAGUGUGAAGAUAUCUGUCUCCGAACAGAAAUGGGGUUGUUAUUGGAGAGGUAGCGCCAAAGGCACAGAAUAUUACAUAAAUACUAUCCCAGUCAGUUCAUUAGAAGACGGAGUGAUUCAUAUACCUCCGCUUCACUCUGAAAAUUCAAUAUUAAUUGAAGCUGAGUUGUUGUCACCUUCUGGAGUGCCAUUACCACCAUCAUCAUUAUCCCCAGUAGAAUCGACCUCCAAAGAUGCAAGUGAAAGUAGUCCAGAACAAUUGAAUAACAACUAUUUCUGGCCUGGUAAACCUUGGUCACCAAAUGAUAAUCCAGUCACUGAUAGCGUAACAUUAAGAUCAUGGGAUUCCGUUAGUAAAGUUUACCUACAAAUAUGGCCAGCUCAAGAUAAAAUUGUGACAACAUGCCCCAAUACAGUCAAAUUACUUCUGUUAUCCAAUAUACGUCUAUCAGACAAAAUUAUUUUUAUCGAAUCAAUGAUAAGAGGUGAACACAUGAAGAUUAUGAUCCCAGCAGCUGAUAAAAUGCUGGUUGACAACCACAUCACCGACGAUUGUGUUGAUCGUGAUGAUGAAUUAGGACAUUAUGAGUGUACGGGUGAAAAUCCAGAGGAAAUUCAAUGUUUACCAGGUUGGCAAGGUGAAAAUUGUCUAGUGCCUAUUUGUUCUUCACAGUGUAAUCCUAAAGGUGGUUUGUGUAUCAAACCUGGUGACUGUCAGUGUAAAUCAGGAUGGAGUGGUGCUAACUGUGAUCAGUGUGUUCAGCGUGAAAAUUGUUUACACGGCAAAUGUAUUGAAGGGAAUGAUUGUGUCUGUGAUGAUGGAUGGACUGGUUAUAGUUGUGAUCGUAAAACUGUCAUUUACAAAGAAAUUUCAGAAGAAGCUAAUGAAACAAUUACGACAGAAAGUGUCAUGGAGGUGAAAUCAACUGAUGAAUUGGAAAAUUCUUUCACUUCUACGCCUCCAUCAACAGAUUCACCACAAAUCAAUACGAAACCAGUUAGAACAUUUUAUCAACGACGCAUAGAGUUUCCAAUUAAUGGAUCCUGGGGACCAAGAUUCACGGCUAUAAUUUAUAUUCAUCAUCAACAAGAUAACGCGUCACCUGAGAUCAUUGCAACUCAAUUAACUGUGGAACAAAUUGAAAAUUGUACAAGUAAUGCAAUUGCCCUACAAUCGAAGUCGCAUAAAAGUAGUAUAGAAUUUAGUCAAAAUGUUGCAGAUCCUGGUGAGAAAAUUGAAAUGACCAUUACUCCUCAAGGUGUACUAUCACCAUCAGCAUUAUCGUCGAUAGAUCAAGAAACCAGCUGUUAUAAUACAUCAGGAAAACUAUGUAAAACUAAAGGUCAACUGUCAAAUGAAUUGUGCUUCAUUCGAAUCUCUGACACAUCACUAGAUAACUUUCAAGGAGAUAAAAAUUUGAUUAAUUUAAAAUCUUUCACUGAAAAAUUAAUUGAUUAUGCUAUGCAUAGUGAAUAUCGACCGUCUAUAGCUGCUUCAACACAAGAAGCAUUUCAAGCUGCUGGUUUUCAAAUUGGUUCAACAUAUCCACAACCAAUGUUUGUGCAUCAGUUAUACGCCUGUCCCCAGUUUUCAUAUUCAGGUGUUGCAGUUGUUCUUGCCGACAGUGAAGUGAAUAAUAACAACGCUGUUCCACAACCACUUCCAUUGUUAAGAAAUACCAAUGUACCACUAGUAAAACCACGACUAAGGGACUUCUUUCCUGAAGUCUGGUUAUUUCAAGUGUUACCAAUCACUGACCUACAAAUCAGUGAUCAGGUUGACGAAAAGGCUAAGAAGAUAGAUAUCAGUGGAAUCAAUGAAUCAAGGGGUAUAAAAUUAAAUCUUACAGUACCAGAUACUAUAACAAGUUGGAGGGCAUCAGCGUAUUGUACAACAAAAUUGAAUGGCCUGUGGUUUGGUGAACCACAAACAAUAACUGUAAAUAUGCCGUUCUAUUUGGAAAUAACACCACCCAAAGAAAUGAAACGUGGUGAAAUUUUGCAUAUCCCUGUAAGUAUGUUUAUUUUGGAUAGAAAAUAUUUACAAAAACCGGAAAAUUUCAACUUCUCUGAAUGUUAUGAUGUCCUCCUUGAUGUACAGGUGAACAAUGAUGACUGGUUAGUUGUCGGUGCAACUAAACACUCUGCUUGUUUGUGUUCUGGUGAUAAGGCGACCUAUCUUGUUGGAUUACAGGCAAAACGUUUAGGUAAGCUAAAUAUUACUGCUGAAGCGUUGGCCAUUAAAAAUAGUCAGUCAUGUCAAUCUAUACAACAUAGCGACCUCCAGUUGGAUAUUUCAAAGCGGAAAAGAUUUCAAUCAAAGUCGCUGACUGAUAAAAUUCGUCGUCAUGUCAAUGUGAUCCCGGAAGGUGUUCAACAUGAAACAACUAUCAGUGAUAUUAUAUGUUUGAAUGAACAAGAAACUCAGUCAGAGCGUGAGUUUGAAUUCGUUUUACCUAAAAAUAUGAUUAAGGACUCUUUAAACAGUUAUAUAUCAUAUAGUGAUGAAGUAUUAGGACCUGCUUUGGUCAAUUUAGACAAACUUGUACGUCUACCUACUGGUUGUGGAGAACAGAAUAUGGUAUUGGUAGCACCUAAUGUUUACAUAUUAGACUAUUUGAAAUCUACACCAAGUAUCAACUCUAAUGAAAAUAAAGGCAACUAUAUACAAACAGCUAAAUCACACAUUGUAUCAGGUUAUAUUCAACAGUUGAAGUAUCAACGAGAUGAUGGAUCAUUUUCUGCUUUUGGUAAAUCAGACAAAGAGGGCAGUACAUGGUUGACAGCAUUUGUAAUACGUGUAUUUGCUAAAGCCUAUAAACUUGAGCCAACUUUAAGCAUUGAAUGGGAGAAUUUAUUCACCAAUGGGAUACACUUCUUGAUAACACGUCAAAAUAAUGAAAGUGGAUGUUUUGAAGAGCAUGGAAAAGUUUUAUAUUCCCCAUUACAAGGUAUAAGCGGCAUAGAUGAAUCCAAUUGAAGGAUAUUCUACUGACUAGCUUUGUUAGUUCAGCACUGUUUGAAACACGACCAAAUGAUGCUGGUAAUAAACUGAAUAUUAAGUAUACUAGUAACGCUGAAGAGGCAUACAACAAUGGACUGAAAUGUUUAACUCAAUAUCUUGUAAAUCUUGAAUCGUAUGAUGAAUUGCCGACAUCAGCGCUUGUACAAAUCACUCACACUUAUACACUAAUUCAACCGAAUUCUCAACUAACCACUGAUUUACAAGAUGUUGUCAUCAAAAGGAAACAAGUGAUUCAAGAUCAAUUCGGUGAGAAGAUCUACUGGUCUGAUAGAUUUGAUAAAGUUGAAACGAAUACAACAAGCUGUAAUUCAACAACACAGAAUACAUUUAUUAAUAAUAAUCAUAAUAUUGACAACAUUGAACCACGUGAUUUAGAAUCGACAGCUUAUGCUUUUCUAAGUUUAAAUCGAAUGAAUCAAACAGUGAAUCAGUUAUUCCCAAUUAUACGUUGGAUAAGUUCAAAACAAAAGUCAAACGGUGGUUUUUACUCUACACAAGAUACCGUACUUGGACUGGAAGCCAUCGCUGAAUUUGCUAAAAGAUUAGGCGUCUACAAUAAUGACAAUAAUACAAAUUCAUCCUAUGGUGUUCUACAGAUAUCAAAUCAUGUAAAUAUUGACAGCUUUAAAUUGAAUGAUACAAUAACCUUGGAGAAACGACAAGUUAUCAAUCAGAUUGAAUUACCAAAUCUUGAAUUCAAGCAUGCUAAUGACGCUGAGGAUAAAGUGAUCCAUUCUGUUUGGAAAUUAACAAGUAAUCAAUCGAUAAAAGAUUGUAUGCUAGUACAGAAUACCUUCAUUUAUAAUUUACCUGAAAUCGAGGAUGUUAAAACGAAAUUUAAACUAUCCUACGAUAUCAUUCAAAAAACAUCACCAGGAGAUGAUAAAAACUGUAAAUCAGCUAAACUUGUCAUGUGUUUACAAUUAAAUUCUAGAAAAGAUGAAAAACCUAUCAGUACAGGAAUGUUAUUGAUACGUGUUGCUAUGGUGACCGGUUGGGAACCAAUUGUUGACCAGUUGAAUUCCCAAUUAGGCGCUGAAGAUGAUUCUUUGAAGAUGCUGACUAUCAAUGAUGAACAAAAUGAAAUUUCACUGUAUUUUAAUGAAUUUUCUGAAGAAGAAGCUAACGAACUAGGUGAUUGGGAACAAUUGAAACGAUGUGUUGAUGUGCCAAUCCAUCAAGUGUAUUAUGUACAAAAUGCUAAGAAUGCAACAAUAACAGCCUAUGAAUACUACACGCCAGAAGAAAGUAUUACGGUCACUUAUCGAUUAGAUGAGUGCAGAGAAGCCUGGCCUAUGAAUGAAAUCCUGUCUACAACUGAAACACCAUCAGUUACUUCAAGUGAAUCAACAACCAUAACUGAUAUUCCCUCGGAAGAUCUACCACCCAAAGAGGAAACUCCAUGUCCUGUAUGUAUAGACAAAGUUACUGAUAUGAAAUUACUUCUAAAUGACGUAUUUAAUUCUGUAUGCCGACAAUCCAAUGGGAUAUAUUUCUUAAAAGUUCAUGAGGUACACGAUAACACUAUCAAUGCGACAAUAACUCAUAUCAUACAAUCGAAUAUCACAGUAACUUGGAAUACAACUUUACAAUUACCUGAUUCAAAUCAAUGCCCUUGUCAAUUAAUCAAGACUCAUCAAAAUCUAGUUCUCCUUUUGAAAACAUCUGCCGAAAUUCCUCCAGGUGAUGCUAUAAUCAAUAUUCAGGCAUUGAAUACACCUGUGAAAUUUAUAUCUGACAAUGAAAUAUUACCUAUUCUCGAGGUAGCAGCUGACAAAAAAUGGUCUGAUAGUGAGAAGGUGAUUAUUCGCCAACUUAUUAAACCUGAUGAGUCAACUAGUACUCAGGAUUGUAAACAAUUACCUAAGCUUAUUGAAUUUAUGAAGAAGUUUUAUGGUUAAAAAUUUUUUUAUUCAACUCAUGAAUAAACAUUAAAAAAAGAUAUUCAAUUUUCAUUUUAUCUUUCUUUUUUUGAAAAAAAAUUAUUACAGAUUCUUGUUUAUAUUUUAAGUUGUAUCGCAUGUUUUUGUUACCAUGGUAUCUUGGUCAUUGAGGCGGUUUUUUUAAUUCAAAUACUUUCAGAGGUAUUUAAUUAUGAUUAAUGCAGAAAUUUUUAUGAAUUACAUGAAAUCGCUUACAACAAUCAUUAAUUAUUUAAUUCAUUCAUUGAUUAAUUGUCUUCUAAAAUGAAAAAUGUUGAUUAGAAUAUAAAAUUUUGUGAAAUACAAUAAAUACAGAAUAUUUUACUUCAUCCA